Molecule: messenger RNA, 935 nt
Organism: Spodoptera frugiperda (fall armyworm)
Lineage: Eukaryota; Metazoa; Arthropoda; Insecta; Lepidoptera; Noctuidae
Exons: 2
Coding region: 90-911 (273 amino acids)
Biological process (GO): regulation of transcription by RNA polymerase II
Cellular component (GO): nucleus; transcription regulator complex
Molecular function (GO): DNA binding
Source: RefSeq, a predicted model, not a curated record
UCGCGCGGUUGCCGCUCGGAUCUAUUUACUUGACGUACCUAGAGCGCGUUCAGUUGCUCUGCGGAAGCCGCGCGUAUCGGACGGUGACAAUGGAUCGCUUCGACACCGAGCUAUUCAUCGAUGAGGUGGAAAAGAGACCUGCUUUGUGGGACAUCCAAUGUGCAGAAUAUUCCAAUAAAAUUAUUAGAAACGGAGCUUGGCAGGAGCUGGUGGAGAUUUUUGGAGAAAAUGAGGAUUCUUUGGAAAAAAAGGUUCUUUUUGGUGUAACAUUACAAAAAAAGUGGAAGAAUAUACGGGAUGCUUAUAAUAAGGAAUUCAAGAAAGGCAAAUCAAUUCCUUCUGGUUCUGGUGCAUGUAAAGGUUCAAAAUACAUGUAUUUUGACCGGCUUUCUUUUCUUCAGAAGACAGUAGAAAACAAAGAAACGACAUCAAACAUACAUGAAGCCAAAAAUGAAGGAAUUCAAAACAUUGACCAAAACCAAGAUAAUUUUGUUAAUGCACGUGAAAUACAACCAGUACCCAAUAUAUUAGAAAAUAGCAUUGAAUCAAGGGAUAAAAUACAGAGACAAUUACAAGAAAGUAUGUCAAAGCAAGAUGAUGAUGAUAAGCUUUUUUGUAUGUCAUUGUAUAAAGAAUUAAAAAAAGUUCCAGAAAAUAAGCGUUUGGCUACUAAAAUUGAAUUACUCCAGGUAAUACAGAAAGGGCAGAAAUUACCAGCGCCUAUUCAUAUCACGAGCCAGCAGAACACGCCUAAUGAAGUAUUUUGGCAAAACCAACAAUAUUCAAACCCACAAGGAUAUUUUACAGGAUAUUCUACAAUCGUACCAGGAGAGUCUCCAUCGCCUUUAUCAUGCAAUAGCACUGACGACUCACAGUCUUCUAUAGUACAAAACAUAUAUUCUGAUGUAUAAAAUAAAUAUCUUACCUUAAUGUAA